Messenger RNA from Poecilia latipinna (sailfin molly), 1250 nucleotides. Its product is annotated as CLIP-associating protein 1-like. The transcript is spliced from 7 exons. Lineage: Eukaryota; Metazoa; Chordata; Actinopteri; Cyprinodontiformes; Poeciliidae. Gene Ontology annotation, cellular component: basal cortex; cytoplasmic microtubule; kinetochore. Gene Ontology annotation, biological process: mitotic spindle assembly; establishment of mitotic spindle localization. Gene Ontology annotation, molecular function: microtubule binding. The record is from RefSeq and is a predicted model, not a curated record. Bases 1 to 1026 code for a protein of 341 amino acids.
AUGCAGGUGAUCGGCGAUCACCAAUCAUACACCUUUUCACGGAAAUCGGACGAUUAUGAUCGCUCAGACUCUUUUUGCCUCUCCUCUCUCUCCGUCCUUGCCCUGCCUCCUCUCGUUGGUUUCCUCCUCUCCUCCAUCCUUCCUUCCUGCUGCUACAGUCGUUUGUGGGGUUGGGGGGUCGACGGGCUGCUCCCCGCUGCGCCCCCUGCUACCCUCCUGCCUCAGUGCGUCCCCGCCGCCCCCGGCCUCAGGGCCCUGCGCCGAGCCUUUUCACCCAGCGUGACGGAGUACGACACGGAGAACAUGAACGCCGAGGAGAUCUACAGCUCGCUGCGCGGCGUCACGGAGGCCAUCCAGAGCUUCAGCUACCGCAGCCAGGAGGACCUGAACGAGUCGCUGCGCCGCGACNGGGCAGACCACGCUGUGGGAAGAGAAGUCGUGGCUCCGUCUCCAGGUCCUGAUGGUCGUCUGGGUUUAGACGUGGUGGAAAGUAGCCGCACCGCCCUGGAUAACAAGACAUCACUGCUCAACACGCCGUCGCCACGGUCCUUCUCUGGGCCCCGGAGCCGCGAGUUUGCCCCCUACGGCUAUGGAGAAACCAUCUGCGCCUACGAUAAGAGCGCGUUGAAGGAGGCCGUGUUCGACGACGACGUGGAGCAGUUCCGUGACUUCGGACCGGCCCAUUCGGACCUGGUGGCCGACCUGCUGAAAGAGCUGUCCAAUCACAACGAGCGCAGCGAGGAGCGGCGCGCGGCGCUGCUGGAGCUGCUGAAGGUCACGCGGGAGGACAGCGCCCCCGUGUGGGACGAACACUUCAAAACCGUCCUGCUGCUGCUGCUGGAGACGCUCUGCGACAAGGAACACACCAUCCGGGCCCUGGCCCUGCGGGUUCUGAAGGAGAUCCUGAGGAACCAGCCGGCCCGAUUCAGGAACUACGCUGAGCUGACCAUCAUGAAGACCCUGGAGGCCCACAAGGACUCCCAUAAAGAGGUGAUCCGGUUCUGGUUCUGCUGCUCUGGGUUUUAAUACCUGGAUCUGAAUUAAAUUAAAUGAAUUAAAUGAGGUCAGCAGGAGAAACAAGACAAACAACCAGGAACACUCAGACCCUGCAGAAAACCCGGGCCGGGAAUCGAACCCAUGACCUCCUGGCUGCAAGGCAGCAGUGCUACCCACUGCCCCACUGUGCAGCCUGGUAUUAUCAUCAUUAUUAUUAUUAUUAUAGUAAUAAUAGUGAUGAUAAUAAUUAUAAU